Messenger RNA from Trifolium pratense (red clover), 547 nucleotides. RefSeq names its product protein EPIDERMAL PATTERNING FACTOR 2-like. The transcript has 3 exons. The record is from RefSeq and is a predicted model, not a curated record. The coding region runs from base 62 to 412 and encodes 116 amino acids. Gene Ontology annotation, biological process: guard cell differentiation; stomatal complex development. NCBI's taxonomy places the organism in Eukaryota, Viridiplantae, Streptophyta, Magnoliopsida, Fabales, Fabaceae.
UCUAGCUAGUCUACAUUUUCUCUACUUAGGAAAAAUUGAUUUUAAGCUACACUUAAAAAAUAUGAGCACAUACUCACUUGGAGCCCACAAAUCAUUUUUAUUUGUGAUUUUCUUCACCGUAUUGUCUAUUGGUUGGAGCCUUAGGGUGAUCCCAAUUCAUGGUAAGCUGAUGGGUUUGCAAGAUGAGAAAGCGUCAAUUAGAGACAAAAAGGACGAAGCAAGACAAGACAAUGCUGGAAUGGAACUCUACCCAACCGGUUCGACCAUACCGGAUUGUUCCCAUGCAUGUGGACCAUGUUCACCCUGCAAGAGGGUCAUGGUGGGUUUUAGCAAGUGCUCGAUGGCAGAGUCUUGCCCUAUCGUUUACCGAUGCAUUUGUAAAGGCAAAUACUACCAUGUUCCCUCUAAUUGAUCGAUGAUUAUCGUAGUUUAUCAUUUUUGUUAGAAGUUUAGGAUCAUUGUUGUAAUUCUGAAGGUGAUGAUUGGAGCUGGUUAGAUUGGUUAGGCAUUGUUAGAAAGAAGAAAAAAUUAAGUGGAAAAAUUCAUA